This is a messenger RNA of Alosa sapidissima (American shad), 4994 nucleotides long. It is a transcript of the gene adamts10, whose product is annotated as ADAM metallopeptidase with thrombospondin type 1 motif, 10. The record is from RefSeq and is a predicted model, not a curated record. Gene Ontology annotation, biological process: extracellular matrix organization; proteolysis. Lineage: Eukaryota; Metazoa; Chordata; Actinopteri; Clupeiformes; Clupeidae. Gene Ontology annotation, molecular function: metalloendopeptidase activity. Gene Ontology annotation, cellular component: extracellular matrix. The transcript has 24 exons.
CGUGUGUGUGUGUGUGUGCUUGUGUGUGUGUGUGUGUGGGUGUGUGUGUGUGUGUGUGUGUGUGACUGGCGAUGGAGUCCCACUGGUGAGUGGAGAGGGGGUUGUCGGACGGGACGGAGACAUGUUGGGACAGAGGGUCGGCCACCGCACUGAAGCUAGCUGUAGUAGUAACCAUGGAAACGGCGGGGAAGUCCUUGGCCUGCGUGGUCAUUGUUGUCGCCAUGGUUGCCAGCAAGGUGGUGCCCGAGAGGGGUGCCCGUGAAGAGUUCACGACAUCAGCACAAGAGGAGUUCCUGUCCAGGCUGGACCAGUAUGAGAUCGCCAUCCCGGUCCGAGUGGGACCUGGCGGGGAGACCCUGGAGUCCGAGGAGCCUCACAGGCGCCAACGGCGCAGUACCCCCCCCCAACCCCAACCCCAACACUAACAGCAGCCACGGUGAUGCCAGCGAGAGCGGCGUGGAGGACGACGCCGCCGACGCGCAGCUGUACUACCAGCUGGCCACGCAGCACAGCAGCUUCCUCCUGAACCUGACGCUGCAGACGGGGCUGCUGUCGCGCCAGUUCCGCGUGGAGUACUGGAGCCGAGGCCGGCUGGCCUGGAGUCACCCAUACGCACCCAGCUGCCACUACACCGGCCACCUGCAGCAUCAGGACCACUCCAGCCAGGUCGCCCUCAGCAACUGUGAUGGCCUGAGAGGGGUGAUCGUGGCUGGGGGUGAGGAGUUCCUCAUCGAGCCCCUCGGUUCCCCGGAGAACCUCACAAGCAUCGAGGGCCGCGAGGGGCGUCCCCACGUGGUCUACAAGAGGUCGUCGCUGAGACACCAGUACCUGGACCAGUCAUGUGGCGUCAUCGAUGAGAAGCCAGGGAAGACGUUGGCGUGGUGGCAGCGCACGCUGAAGAGCUCGCCCAAUCAGAUGGCUCGGGGUCAGCUUCCGCUCAAGCGCUCGGUGAGCCGCGAGCGCUACGUGGAGACGCUGGUCGUGGCCGACAAAAUGAUGGUCGGUUACCAUGGCCGCAGGGACAUCGAGCAGUACAUCUUGGCUGUGAUGAAUGUUGUUGCCAAACUCUUCCAUGAUUCUAGCCUGGGGAACGCUGUGAAUAUUGUAGUUACUCGGCUCAUCCUGCUGAUGGAGGACCAGCCCACCUUAGAGGUCAACCACCACGCGGGGAAGUCCUUGGACAGCUUCUGUAAGUGGCAGAAGUCCAUACUGCACCGCAACGGCAACGGCAACGCCAUCCCUGAUAACGGCAUCGCACACCACGACACCGCCGUGCUAAUCACGAGGUAUGACAUCUGCAUCUACAAGAACAAGCCAUGUGGGACAUUAGGUCUGGCUCCAGUAGGCGGGAUGUGUGAGCCGGAGCGGAGCUGCAGUAUUAAUGAGGACAUUGGCCUGGCCACCGCCUUCACCAUCGCACACGAGAUAGGACACACGUUUGGGAUGAAUCACGACGGCGUGGGGAACGCGUGCGGCUCCCGCAGUCAGGAGACGGCCAAGCUGAUGGCCGCCCACAUCACCAUGAAGACCAACCCCUUCGUGUGGUCUGCCUGCAGCCGCGAUUACAUCACCAACUUCCUGGACUCAGGCAUGGGCUCGUGCCUAAACAACAUCCCCCCCAAGCAGGAGUUUGUGUACCCGUCCACCGCACCUGGGCAGGUGUACGACGCGGACGAGCAGUGUCGCUUCCAGUACGGAGUCAAGUCUCGCCAGUGCAAAUACGGGGAGGUGUGCAGUGAGCUGUGGUGUAUGAGUAAGAGCAACCGCUGCAUCACAAGCAGCAUCCCGGCAGCAGAGGGGACCAUUUGCCAGACCAACACCAUCGAGAAAGGGUGGUGCUAUAAGCGCUUGUGUGUGGCCUAUGGCACGCGUCCAGAGGGAGUGGAUGGUGGGUGGGGCCUGUGGUCGCCGUGGGAGGAGUGCAGUCGGACCUGUGGAGGCGGAGUCUCCUCAUCUGUCCGUCACUGUGACAGCCCCAGGCCCACUGUCGGAGGAAGGUACUGUCUGGGGGAGAGAAAGCGCUUCAGGUCCUGCAACAUCGAUGAGUGCCCAGCCGGAGCUCAAGACUUCCGUGAGAUCCAGUGCUCUGACUUUGACAACGUGCCUUUCAGAGGGAAAUUCUACACAUGGAAACCCUACAGAGGGGGUGGAGUGAAGUCCUGCUCUCUGAACUGCCUGGCGGAAGGUUAUAACUUCUAUACGGAGAGGGCUCCGGCGGUAGUGGACGGAACUCCCUGCAGGGACGACUCACUGGACGUCUGCGUCAAUGGAGACUGCAAGCAUGUGGGCUGCGACCGCAUCCUGGGCUCGGACGUACGGGAGGACCGCUGCCGCGUGUGUGGGGGGGACAGCAGCACCUGCGCCGCCAUCGAGGGAGUCUUCAACGACACGCUGCCUGAAGGAGGUUAUGAAGAAGUUGUCCGGAUUCCCAAAGGCUCAGUCUUCAUCCACAUCCAGGAGCUCAACGUCUCUCUCAACUACUUGGCAAAGGGGACCAGUACUUCAUCAACGGAAAGCUGACCAUCGAUACCCCCCCGCCGCUUUGACAUCGCCGGGACGACCUUCCACUACCGGCGACCUGCCGACGAGCCCGAGUCUCUGGAGGCCCUAGGGCCCACAAACAUCACCCUGAUAGUCAUGGUGCUGGUGAGAGAGGAGAACCCUGGGAUAGUGUACCGCUUCAACCCCCCUGUGAGCCGAGACCUCCUCAGUGGAUACGCUUGGCAUUACACGUCCUGGAGCCGAUGCUCUGAGCUCUGUGCUGGAGGGGCUCAGAUGCAGCAGGUGGUGUGUAAGAAGCAAGCUGACCACUCGGUGGUCUACAGCCACUUCUGCGACAAGAAGAACAAGCCCAGGGACAAGAAGAGGACGUGCAACACUGAGCCCUGCUCCCCAACCUGGUGGGCGGGCGAGUGGUCAGAGUGCAGCCGCAGCUGUAACGGAGGGGUGCGCACGCGGGAGAUCCUGUGCAAGAGGAAGGUGUCCGGCACCGAGGAGCGUGUCCAGGGCGACUCCGUCUGCCCCACGCCCCGACCCCCCCUCACAGAGCCCUGCAACAACCACAGCUGCCCCCCCGAGUGGCUUGCCCUCAACUGGUCCGAGUGUUCUCCCAGCUGUGGUCCAGGGUUCCGGCACCGGGUGGUUCUGUGUAAGAGUGGGGACAGUGGAGACACGCUGCCGGAGUCCGACUGCCCCAAACCGGGCCGCCCGUCCAGCAGGGUGCGCUGCAACCUGCAGCGCUGCCCGCCUCCGCUGUGGGUGCCGGGCCCGUGGGGGGAGUGUUCUGCUAAGUGUGGUUUGGGGCAGCAGAUGCGGUUGGUGAGGUGUCUGACCAACACCGGGCUGCCGUCGUCUGAUUGUCCCGACCUCCAGAGACCGUCCAGCAUGCAGCAGUGUAGGAGCAAGUGUGACCUCGUCCUCUUCAGCCCCACCGACAACCCUGAGGAGUGCAAAGAUGUGAACACAGUGGCAUACUGCCCCCUGGUGCUCAGGUUCAAGUUCUGCAGCCGGCCAUAUUUCAGGCAAAUGUGCUGUAAGACCUGCCAAGGACACUGACCUCCGGUUCCUCCUGGAUCCUCCGGUUCCGCUGGUUCCUCCGGUUCCACCUGGUUCCUCCGGUUCCUCCUGGUUCCUCCUGGAUCCUCCGGUUCCGCUGGUUCCUCCGGUUCCUCCUGGUUCCUCCGGUUCCUCCGCUCUCUCUGUCCACCACUCCAUGGUGCCUGACUCCCCAUCCCAGACAGCAGUUGGCUCUAACACAGAACCGGCCCAAGUGUGGCCCGUCUAAACCCAAUCACCAGGACUGGGGUGCGAUUCCUGUAGUAGUCAGGCCACACAGUUCCUAGAAUGCUAGAGACACAAUCUCUCUGUGGUUUAGUGACUGCUGAUUGCUUAGCGACACUACCCCAGGAAACGCACCCCUGUCCCUGAGUUAGCUGCUCUCUGAGGUCACUUCCUGUUCUGUGAAAACCUCUGAGGUGGAGACGCGUGGGCAGAGCGUGACGCUGGCGAACAGACGAGGGACUUGGACGGGGGGGACGGACACGUGAGACUUACGCUGCUGUCGGUUGCCGUGGGGACCUGCGAGACCAGUGAACCACCGAUGCUGCUGCCUCUGCUGCUGAUGAGGAGUCGGAUCAGCUUCCUAAACAUCCUCCCUCCAUCGCCAUAGCAACGUGCCAUCAGAGCUACAAACGUCCCGCUAGAGGGGACUCCGCCAGCUCCUCUCUGGACGCAUCAGUUGUCCGUUUGUUCGUUUGUUUGUUUGUUGUUGUAUUCUCUCUGGACACAACAAAGAUCAGAUUAUCUGACCUCCCUAGACCCUAUCAUGCCCCCUAGACCCCAUCAUAACCCCUAGACCCUAGACCCCUAGACCCCAUCAUAACCCCAAGACCCCAUUGUGACCCCUAGACCCCAUCAUAAGCCCUAGACCCCAUCGUGCCCCCUAGACCCCAUCAUAAGCCCUAGACCCCAUCAUAACCCCUAGACCCCAACGUGACCCCUAGACCCCAUUGUGACCCCUAGACCCCAUCAUGACCCCUAGAUCCCAUCAUAACCCCUAGACCCCAUCGUGCUCCCUAGACCCCAUCAUAACCCCUAGACCCCAUCGUGCUCUCUAGACCCCAACGUGACCCCUAGACCCCAUCGUGACCCCUAGACCCCAUCAUGACCCCUAGAUCCCAUCGUGCCCCCUAGACCCCAUCAUAACCCCUAGACCCCAUCGUGCUCCCUAGACCCCAACGUGACCCCUAGACCCCAUCGUGACCCCUAGACCCCAUCAUAACCCCUAGACCCCAUCGUGCUCCCUAGACCCCAUCAUAACCCCUAGACCCCAUCGUGCCCCCUAGACCCCAUCAUAACCCCUAGACCCCAUCAUAAUCCCUAGACCCCAUCAUAACCCCUAGACUCCAUCGUGCUCCCUAGACCCCAUCAUAACCCCUAGACCCCAUCGUGCCCCCUAGACCCCAUCAUAACCCCUAGACCCCAUCAUAACCCCA